AUGGCGCUUGGCCUCGGCGUGCGGGCGGCGCCCUUCACGUACGCGGCGCACGCGCUGGCCGUCGCGGCGGCGGCCAUGGUUCUGGUCUGGGCCAUCCAGUUCCGUGGCGGGCUCGCCAUCGAGGCCACCAACAAGAACCUCAUCUUCAACGUUCACCCUGUUCUUAUGCUUAUCGGUUAUAUUAUUAUCGGCGGUGAAGCUAUAAUGGUAUACAGGGUACUUCCGACAACGAACCAUGACACAACUAAGCUGAUCCAUCUAAUUCUCCACGGGAUUGCACUUGUCCUUGGUGCCGUUGGGAUAUACUUUGCUUUCAAAAAUCACAAUGAGAGUGGGAUUGCCAAUCUUUACAGUCUGCACUCUUGGAUUGGGAUAGGAACAAUUGCUUUGUAUGGUAUUCAGUGGAUAAUUGGAUUCGUUACAUUCUUCUUCCCUGGUGCUGCGCCAAAUGUGAAGAAGGGUGUUCUUCCUUGGCACAUACUCUUUGGGCUCUUCGUCUACAUCUUAGCACUGGCUAAUGCAGAACUCGGCUUUCUUGAGAAACUCACUUUCCUCGAGAGCUCAGGCCUCGACAAAUAUGGCACAGAGGCAUUCUUGGUGAACUUCACAGCAUUGGUUGUCGUGUUAUUUGGUGCUUCUGUUGUGGUGGCUGCUAUAGCUCCAGUUCGCCUUGAAGAACCACAGGGUUAUGCACCAAUUCCAGAAAACUAG
Molecule: messenger RNA, 711 nt
Organism: Miscanthus lutarioriparius
Lineage: Eukaryota; Viridiplantae; Streptophyta; Magnoliopsida; Poales; Poaceae
Source: the annotation of a GenBank genome assembly